AAUGAACUCCGUUGCCUGGUCUGAAUCAUCACUUUGAUCAUUGUACCUCUUCUAUAGUUCUCUUAAGUGUUCUUUUACUGCAUCACGGCUGGGGACGCCAUGGAAUAAAACCAUGAAAUUGAGCAUGUUUUCACUAGGUUCCACUUUCUCUUGCUUGCAAAAGUCAAUCCAAGCAAGUAGCGCAAUAUCAUCCUUCAUAUUCCAGCGAAACGUAGCUAUAUUUGGAAUCAAGUUACAAGGACCUAACAGUUGUUUGAAAUUUUGAGAAUACGGACCGAGGAAUAGAUUGAUCCCAGACUUCGAGAAUGAAUACAAGAGACGAGUCAAUGUCAUGAAGCGGCCUAGCCACAGGGUGUAUAUAGCUGGCUUACGCGGUGAUGAACAGAUGAAUCGAAUUGGCCCAGCAGAGAAGCGUUUCGAGACAAACCAUCUACUCAUGAAUAAGUAUGGGCUUUCUUCUUCAAUCUAUAAGCGUCAUUGGUUGAUGUGUUCUCAGGAGUGACUGUGAAGAUAUAUUCGGACCCCUCCUCAUGCGUAUCUCGGCAUUGAUAGAAAAUCAGAUUGAACAAGCCGUGGCAAAAGACCUUGUGGUCAAGGUAUGCGCCGAAAUGACCAGAUGUAUGAAACUUACUGACUGUUCAAAGAAAGUGUUUCUAGUGGGUGGCUUUGCUGGCUCCCCUUCUCUGAGAAGUUACCUCAAGCAAUGGCUUCAGGAGAAAUCGGAGGAGCUUGAUUCCAACAUUGAAUUGGUAGUGGAUAAGCAUAAAUGGUGAUAUAUGUCUCUUCUGAUCUAUCCAAUAGGCUAAAAUCUUUGAAGCGUCACAGCUGUGGCAUCCGGAGCCGUUCUUCGUUCCUUAGAUAAGAAAAAUGGACCAGCGAGAAUUUCAGUCAAGUUAUGGUUUUCUCCGCCAUGAGCCAUGGCAGCCCAAAGCGUACCCUGGACACAAGAGAGCAAAAGCCGAGAAAAGCGAACUGGAUGGCGAGGAAUAUGUGGCCACGAUCGAUUAUUUCAUGAUCAAGGUAAACGACCCAUUUCUCGACGGAAAUGUAAUCUUUUGAUCUCGUCCUAACACUACACUCGAUAGGGUAAACCCGUUCGUCCAGAUCAUCAAUUUCCACGAUUCCCCACCUAUCACCCCUUCGCAAUCCACGCCGAAAAAUUUAUGUGCGAAGAACUUCUUUACGUUUCCGAUACCGCGGCAGAAUCUCACUCCAGCAGGAAGAAUAUUAAAAAUGCCGGUGAGUUACCAUAUACCCGUACCUACAUAUAAGUCUUACAUAUCUUCCCUUUUGAAUCACAUCAAUCCCAUGCCAUCCCAUACCAUCCCAUACCAAACUAACCACUCUUCAAAAAAUCACCAGACGCGCAAAUCGCCGGCCGAAUCAUAGUAGACAUGACAUUUCUCCGCGAUAAAAAUAAGAUCCAGCCUGUGUUUCCGGAAGAAGGUAGCAAUGGGACGAAACAUUAUAGAGUGGAUUAUGAAUUGGUGGCGAUUGUGGAGGGGAGGGCUCUAAGAUAUGAAGCGAGGUCUCCAGCAGCGGAGGGUGGGAGGGUUUGGGGGAAGGGUCGGUUUAGUAUUGCGGCGGCUUUUAAAGAGGGGACUGCUUAGCUUUGGUUGGUUUAGGCUGAUUGGGGAUUUGUGGUUUGGAGUGUUUUUUUUAGGGGUUAUGUGGCUUUGAGGAAGGAUAUCGCUCUUUUCUUAUUAACAUGCGAAUACGAAAUUGCAAGUCGAAGUCAAGUAAGUAACGGACAAAAAAUGAAUAUCUUACUCGCAUAUAUCAACUUUCAAAUGCAUGGUGGCUAGUUAAUAAAUCAUCCCCACCCCAUCACAGGGCGGCAGGAAGUGUUU
Sclerotinia trifoliorum is the source of this 1850-nucleotide messenger RNA. Lineage: Eukaryota; Fungi; Ascomycota; Leotiomycetes; Helotiales; Sclerotiniaceae. The record is from the annotation of a GenBank genome assembly.